Messenger RNA from Effrenium voratum, 3429 nucleotides. The record is from the annotation of a GenBank genome assembly. NCBI's taxonomy places the organism in Eukaryota, Dinophyceae, Suessiales, Symbiodiniaceae.
CAUGUUUCUUGCAUGGAUGUCACUGGCUCGGACGACCAGAACAGCACGGGCUGCUAUGGGCGCAGUCGCCUCUUCUUACCCCUGGAGAUGAUGUUGAGGACGGGUGGCGUGAAAGGCGCCAACAUCUACGAACAGCUGCUGGAGCUUGCCCAGGUGCGCUUGGCCCCGGGCCUUGGCCUCGCAGAGAAGACGCCCAUCACGACUCAUCGCUGGAGGGACUUCCUCCAGGAGCUCCACUCGCGCGGCCGCAUGUCCUGCGCGCCGGCCGCGGCGCUGCUCUUCAUUUUGCGCGCGGAGCUGCUGUGGACGUCGCUGCUGGCGGACGACAUCGCCACCUGCCGCCAGCUCCGGACCGCGGCCGCGCAGGCAGAGGCGCAGGCGCCGCUGGAGGAGUAUCCAAGUCUCCGAGCAGCGGCAGAUGCCGUGAUGCAAAGCGAUGGCUGGCAGCCGUGGCGCGAGGCCCUGCGGGUGGGGGAGCAGAUGGCCCGUGGAGCCUUCGAGGUGAUGAGCCGCUGGCGGUGGCGCUGUGGGCACCUAACCGACCGCUCACAGGUGGCGCUCGCAUGCUGGCAGCCCUUCCUUGGGCCUGUGCCAGGCGAGCAACACGCCUGCGUGGCGGGGCUCAGCCCGCUUGGCCGCGCUUCCCCCGGCUCCUUCUACCACUUCACUCGGGGACUGCUGGUGGAGGCCUUCCGCAUCCUCCGGUCCCGGUUCGGCAGCUUCCGCCUGCGCCUCGCGCUGGGCGACCUGACAUAUCCUUGCGACCAUCGACACAACUUUAUGGAUUUCUUCGGGGCUUUCCUGGACCACCCGGUCACUGUAGACCCAGGUUGUGAGCUCUCGCGGCGCCGAAAUCUUCCUGUUCUUGGCCUGCCGUUUGCCUCCAGAUCCUUUUGCGAGCUCCGGGCCCCGCUGCGGGCGGCAGUGCCGCGGACAGGCGCCUCUGCUCCUGUUUUUCUACUUCUGCGUCGAAACCCUGCGGGUACGCCCACGCGCGCGCCCACGAACCAAGCGGCAGUGACCCAAGCGGCGCGGCACGUCUGCAAACAAAGCCGCCUCUCCUGUCGUGAUCUGGCCUUGGAAGAUUUGAGCUGGGCACGGCAGCUCCUGCUGUUGCGGCGCACUAAAGCGUUGGUGGGCUCCCACGGCAGCGGUGUAGGGGCGGCGAUGCUUUGGCUGCCGAGCGCGGCGGCGGUCUUGGAGUUCAUGCCCCGGGGCUGCUGGUGGUGCGCCUUUGCCGUGGGAGCAGCUUUGCCCAACUGCACAUCGCGCAGAGCGCAGCUUACCUUGGUGAUCUCGACCACUGCGGACACGCCGCCGGCGAGUCCCCAUCGCCCACAUCCCUUGAUCGGAUGUGCCGAUGGCGAGGCGUCCACCUUUGGGCUGCGCCGAGAUCUGCGUCGCCACGUGGCACUGCGCGGGUUCCACGUACUACGGGCGGUCCUGAGAAGAGGCCCUCGCGCUGCUAGAGGCUUGCGUCAUGUGCAGCCCGCCUGCGCGGGCGCGGCGCUGCAGGUCUACGAGGGAAAAGCAGAAGCGCCGUGUUGCUCCGUGGGCGUCGCACGCGCGGGGGCUAUGGCGUGGAUGUGGGAGCCAGCGGCGGCGACUUACGCACUCCGAAGGCUCUCAGCAAGCGAUGCCCUGGACGCCCUGACGGAGAUGACGGACUUGCAGGUGGAGGUCAACGUCAUCCACGUGAGCUCAGUCAUUGCUGUUUGUAGCAAGGAGGCGGCGUGGCAGCAGGCCUCAGCGCUACUGCUGGGCCUCGGCGCUGCGAAGCUCAGGGCGGACGUGGUGGUCUUCAACUCGGCCCUCCGUGCACAGGCGUUGGCUGUUCGCUGGCAAGCAGCCCUGCAGCUGCUGCCGUGCAUGUUAGGACAGAUGAUGACGCCCAACAGCAAGUCAACGAGCAUAGCUUCCAGCGCGUGUGCUUCCGCUGCUUUGUGGCAGGAGAGCGUGGCUUUGGCGAAAGAUCCCGACAAGGACGUGGUGCCGGGGAACACGGCCAUCCACGCCUGCGGCCGGAGCUUUGCCUGGCACAAGGCGCUGCAAAUGUCCGAGGCCAUGAAGAUGGGCCUGGAGCUGGACCAGGUGGCGCAGGCCGCCGCCCUGAACGCCUGCGUGGCAUCCUCUUCGUGGCAACAAGCCGUGGCCAUGGGUGAAACCUUCGAGGAGAAAGCUGUACCGGACGUUGUGCUGCACAGCUCGUUGAUGACAGCCUAUGCGGAAGGGAUCUUGUGGCAAGAGUCCUUGCGUCUACUCCACGACAUGGCAGUCAAACGGUGUUCUCCAGACCAAUUCAGCUUCAGCAAUGUGAUUAGCACCUGCGAGUCGGCUGGCCAGUGGCAAUGGGCCCUUUGGGUCUUCGACUGCCUUCAGCAGGAGUUCCUGCCGAACGUCGUUGCCUACACUGCGGCCAUGACGGCCGCCAGAGACUGGCGCCAAGUACUGGACCUGCUCCGGAAGAUGCUGCAGCACGAGAGCCCCAAUGAGCGGACAUUGAUGGCGGCCAUGGAUGCCUGCGCCAAGGGCCGGCAGUGGUCCACUGCGCUGUGCCUUCUCGCUGGGUCAUGGCGAUGGAGGAUCAAAGUGUCGCAGGCAAGCUAUACAGUUGCCUUGGGCGCUUGCAGUGGAAACUGGCAGCGAGCCCUAUCCUUGGUUUAUGGCAUGCCAAUGCUGGCGCUGCCUCCCAAUGAGAUCACGCUUUCCGCUGCCACGGGGGCAUGCGAGAGGUCGAGCUGCUGGGCCCUGGCCGUGCGGCUGCUGAGCUCGGGCGCCCCUUGCCUCCUCCGCCUGGGCACCGCCAUCGGUGCCUGCGAGGAUGUGGCGCAGUGGCGCAUGGCCUUGGCUCUGCACUCGAGCCAGGUGGAAGUCGAGGGCGAAGACGAGCAGCGCGGCAAUGGCCGCAACGCGGCUUUGAGCGCCUGCGCGGCAGCGGGCAGGUGGCGCAGGGCCAUGUUGACUCUGGAACGUGUGUGUCCGACAACCAUCACCUUCAACUCGCUGCUCAACGCCUGCGAGAAAGGCGGUCAGUGGCUUCAGGCACUCAGGAUCAUGGGGCACAUGGGCUACAGACGCCACGCAAAAGCAGACAAGGGCAUCCAGGCGGCUGUGCUGAGCUGCACGCAGCUGCAGCAGUGGAAGCCUGCUGCAGAGCUGCUCGAACAGCUGGAGGCACCCGUAUUUCUUGCCGAUGGCUACGCCGCUGUGGCGUCGCUUGCCCGCAAAGGACCGUUGGAAGACAGCGUCAUGACCACAGGUUUGCACACCAUCCGAUGCCUGUUCUGUGUGGUGUGUCAGGAGCGGGUCGGCUGGAAGUACGAGGUGGCCUUUGAAGAAGAUCAGAAGUACAAGGAGGGCCGCUUCAUCCUGGAGGAGGAGUUGUUGUCCUCGAGCAUCGACUUCAGGCUGGCGGGCAAUGCCUUCUAA